Triplophysa rosa is the source of this 1793-nucleotide messenger RNA. RefSeq names its product interferon stimulated exonuclease gene (gene isg20). Gene Ontology annotation, molecular function: 3'-5'-RNA exonuclease activity; nucleic acid binding. Bases 108 to 1139 code for a protein of 343 amino acids. The transcript is spliced from 4 exons. Gene Ontology annotation, cellular component: nucleus. Lineage: Eukaryota; Metazoa; Chordata; Actinopteri; Cypriniformes; Nemacheilidae. The record is from RefSeq and is a predicted model, not a curated record.
AUCAAAUCGUUGGAUUUGUGUCAUGUCUAGGCAUGUUCCCGUAUCCUUUCCUGUGCUGUGCAACGGGUCCACGUGUACGCUGAGAUGUAAACAUUUUAAAAGUGACCAUGUCUGCUUUACCCUGGAGACACCACACAAGUCACGGUGUUGGUCAGGAUCGGAAUAGUUUGACAACCUCCAACAAAGAAGCGAGCAAGAUUUCUCACCAAGCAAAUGGGCGUAAAACGAGCAAAGCGAAAGAUAAUUCCAUAGAAUUACAUAAAGAAUGUGAUCAGAACAGAAGAAAAAGAAAAUCAGAUGAUAUUCUGGAACAUGACUGUGUUAGACCUAGUGAUGUUUUGGACUCUUUAUUGGAACAGACCGAUGAUUUGCAAACAAAAAGACCCAGAAGUAACCCACAGACAUGGACUGGGGGAGUGAAGUCUGCAGUAUUACUUGGUGACAGCUGGGAGGUUGACAGUGGCUUUUCAUCUGAGAUCAGUCCAUCCACUAGUGGCAGGAGUUCGCCAUUUGUGGGAAUUGAUCACUCAAACAUAGUAGCUAUGGACUGUGAAAUGGUGGGCACGGGACCUGGCGGCCGGUGUAGUGAAGUGGCACGCUGCAGCAUUGUUAAUUAUUACGGUAGUGUUAUUUAUGACAAAUAUAUUUUGCCUGGGCAGCGAGUCACAGACUACAGGACUCGAUGGAGUGGCAUUAGGAAACAUCAUUUAGCAAAAGCACUACCCUUUGAGGAGGCUCAGAAUGAGAUUGUUGGCGUCUUGAAAGGGAAGGUUAUUAUUGGUCAUUCCCUGUAUAAUGACUUCAAGGUUCUGGACAUCUCUGUUCCAGCACACAUGAUUAGGGAUACCUGCUCCUGCCGGCUGCUUCGAGAGUUGUAUGAAGCCUCACGUAGAUGCACGGUGUCUUUGAAGAAACUCUCCCAAAGGCUACUCAGUAGGAACAUACAGGUUGGCAGAAAGGGUCACUGCUCUAUAGAGGAUGCACGUGCCACCCUGGACCUGUACAAGCUGGUAGAGGACCAGUGGGAAAAGGACUUCUCCCAAGAUUCAACAGAUCAUACCUCAGACCCCAACUAUUCCCUUGAGUACUACAUGCAGGACCAGUAUUGGCCUCAAAGUGUAAUGGAUUGCAGUUUAUAACACAAUGCAGAAUAAGAGUUAGGACUGUGACAUUGUGAACCCCAUUGCUAGAAAAUGUAUUUCGUCUGGUAUAAUGUUAUUUAAACAUUGUUUAAUAUAUUUAAACAUCAAACGUGACAUGUUAACGUUGUUUAAGGCCACAUUACUAUGGUCUUGCUGUGAUAAUACAGGGGACCUUGUGAGCCUUAGGUUGUUGAACUGAAACGUUGCACUUGAAUUUUGUGAAAGUUAUUAAUGUUCAUUAAGGGAUUCGAAAAGGUAAUGUUUUAAAUAGCACCAUUUGAAUCGAGGUUUUCAAGAUUUGUGGGUUCAGUUACCAAAAUGUGUGUCAAUAUAUAAAGUCUGACAAUGACAAAGUGCUGCUUUUCCACAAUUUGCAGAUUCAACUACCUACUCCUGUUUUCACUGACAAUGCAUUCGUCCAAAAAAGACCAUGUGUAGUUUGGUUACAAAAUGUCUCAAUAAAACAUGUAUACAAAGUGAAUCUCAAAUUCAUUAUUCAUAGCCAGCAUAGUCCAUCGUACUGUUUCUAUCAGUUUUUAUGACAAAUGUAUAACAAGCUACUAUAAUGUUCUAAACAGAUCAAGUUUGUUAGUGUACUUUGUGGUCUGACAUUCUGGAAUAAUAACUAAUUCGAUCGCUUUAACCUAAAGC